Saprolegnia parasitica CBS 223.65 is the source of this 1130-nucleotide messenger RNA. RefSeq lists its product as hypothetical. Gene Ontology annotation, molecular function: protein binding. The transcript has 9 exons. The record is from RefSeq and is a predicted model, not a curated record. Bases 1 to 1083 code for a protein of 360 amino acids. Lineage: Eukaryota; Oomycota; Saprolegniomycetes; Saprolegniales; Saprolegniaceae.
AUGGGCCAAAACCUGAGCGCCGAUGCGACCGAAGUCGUCCACUUUCGCAAGAUGGUCAAGCACACGUUUCACGGCAACGUCACCAAGCUCGAGACGCAUUUUUACGAGGCCUCGAUGGCCUUUCAGAUCUCCCGCGCGGCGUACAUUGACGUGAGCAAUCGCAUCGAAGGCCGCAUCGAGAGCAUCCACGACUCGAUGCGCCACGAAGCCAAGCUCGAGAAACACUUGGACGAGAAGCAGCUUUUCUUUGCCGCGAUCGAAGACGGCCGCAUCGUGCUCGGCGACACGCUCCUGCAUGUGGCCGUCCGUCUCGGCCAUGUCGAGGUCGUGCUCUUCCUCUUGAGCAUCGGUCUGCGCGAGAAUGUGCCCAACUUUCGAGGCCAGUUUGCCCACGAGUGCUGCAAGCUUCCGUCCAUUCAAGUGCUCAUGGACGAUGUCGUGCUCGUCCACGACGUCCUCGGCUUUGACUAUGACGACGAGCCUCGCGUGCAUCGCCUUGUGCAUUCCUUGCGCACGCUCUGGCCGCUAUGGAUGUACGACGCGUCGGAAGCGGGGCCGCUCGUGCAAGUCGUGUCGGACACACGAACGUCUCAUUUGCAGUACGCCAAGCUCGUCAAGAUUGCGGCUACCAUGGCGAGCCGGUACCGCACGCAUGUGACGCUGAGCGGUCUUCCGAUCGCGCUCGAGCUCCUCCGCGCGCACGACCGGCAGGCGUACGACGCCAAGCGCGCGUUCCACAAACUGCCAACGGCGCAGAAACUUCAAGUCCUUUGGGACAUUCUUGGCACGUACUUUCCUCGCUGGACGCACCUCAAGAGCGUCGAGAAGGACGCUGCGUACUUGGCGUUUAUCGAGGACGCGAUGGGCGCGUGGAUCACGAUCGCCGACGACUUGCGUCUGUACCUCGACGACGCGACCUUGCCCACGGACCCGAAUGUGCUGCAGGCGCUCGAGCCACAAGUCUGGAAGCGCCGAUUGGCGCCGCCGACGGACGCGGUCGAAGACCUCUGCGCGCACAUAAGCGGUGUCGAAAAGUUUACCGGUCUCAAGCACCUGCACAUCGACCACGCGACACACAAAUAGUUUGGUUUGCUAAUGAACGCGCAGCAGACGACAAGGGUUAAUACUGC